Lycium ferocissimum is the source of this 493-nucleotide messenger RNA. RefSeq names its product auxin-induced protein 15A-like. The record is from RefSeq and is a predicted model, not a curated record. Bases 1 to 309 code for a protein of 102 amino acids. Gene Ontology annotation, biological process: response to auxin. NCBI's taxonomy places the organism in Eukaryota, Viridiplantae, Streptophyta, Magnoliopsida, Solanales, Solanaceae. The transcript has a single exon.
AUGGCAAGGGGUUUAGUUGGUAUUGCUCAUACCAAAAACAAGCUUCGACGAUCAAUUUCACAUAAAACUGGGAGCGUAUCAGCAGCAACUACGAGUAAUUAUGUUCCAAAGGGACAUUUUACAGUUUAUGUUGGUGAAACAUGUAGGAGAUUUGUAGUUCCAAUAGCAUAUUUGAAUCAUCCUCUAUUUCAAGAUUUGUUACACUGGGCUAAAGAAGAGUUUGGAUAUAGUCAUCCAAUGGGUGGUCUAACAAUUCCAUGCAGUGAAGAUUACUUCAUUAGUCUCACUUCCCUACUUAAGUCUUCAUAGACCAGACACAAGUACCAAUGUACACUUCAUAUUUGGAAUAUCGUUCAUCAAUUCACGGCAUAGUGAUGUUAUUUUCUCUUUUUUGCUGCUCUUCAUGGGAAAUAUAUGGCUGAAAGAUAGAUGAUAUAUGGCUGAAGAGAGAUGACUAAGUCAGCUCUCUUCAAUUUUGCAAUAUGAACUGGUG